Molecule: messenger RNA, 1347 nt
Organism: Tachysurus vachellii
Lineage: Eukaryota; Metazoa; Chordata; Actinopteri; Siluriformes; Bagridae
Product: tumor necrosis factor receptor superfamily member 11B-like
Exons: 4
Coding region: 114-971 (285 amino acids)
Molecular function (GO): protein binding
Source: RefSeq, a predicted model, not a curated record
UUCUCGUUUUCCUGGAAAGGUCGUGACGCAUUCCGACCGUAUUAUAAAGAGGCAGGAGAUCCUCCGCCUUGACAACAGCUUUGGGGAGAGACACGCGCACACUGCACGCAACUAUGGAAACCGUAGAAAUUAUCCUCGCAAUGUUGGUGCUAUACAGCAGCACAGUAUCAUUUGUGCUCUCUCAAAACGAGACCACGUAUCUGCGAGAGAUUUCCCCUGGAAAGACAGUUUUAUGUAAGCGCUGCCCUCCAGGAUACCGUCUACAGGAGCACUGCACGGUGAAGAAGCAAACCGUGUGCAAGCCGUGCACUGUAGGAUAUUACACCGAGGUCUGGAACUACAUCUAUGAGUGUCUACCAUGCAGUUGGUGUCGGUCUAAUCAGGUCGAGGUACAGAAGUGCACAAGUACCACUAACCGCAUGUGUGGGUGCAAGGAAAGCUUUUAUCUCGACACCUCGGACAUCUGCCGGCCACAUACGGUGUGUCCAAAAGGAUACUGUGUCAAACAAAAAGGCACUCCACUCAAAGAUACAGUGUGUGAGCUUUGCUGGAACAGACGCACCACAGAUGGACAGUCGUCAUGCGGUCCACACACGGUGUGCAAUUCAGAUGAGAUUCUUCUGCAUCACGUGUGUGUUAGCUGCAGCACUAUCGCAAACGAAGGUUGGGUUAAAUUCAUCAUCCAGCCCUUUAUAGAAACCUUCAAGAAUCACAGUACACGAAAGUUACAGCGCUUCAUUGGGAACUUAACAAAUUCUUUGGAUGAGUGUUCAUCCAAUCAGGAUUCCUGUUUCCAGAAGCUGGAACAGUGGUUUAGUAAAGCUACAGAGGAGGAGGUCAUCAACCUUCCCAAACUGCUUCAGCAGUUCAAUAUAAAAAGUCUUAACCUGACCAUCAAAAUCGAUAAGAGACUUAAGACGAUCCUAGAUGAAGUCAAUCUGUGCAGAAACAAGUUGCCUGAUCACAAGUGAUUCUUCUGUUCUGUUCUUUCAAGUUAAUAUCUUAUUUCAUUGCACUUAUAUUUAUGAAUAAAUUUGUCAAAACUUGAAGUGAAACCCACUGCAAGAUUAAUGCAUGAGAUGUUAACAGACUUCUAACAGAAAAAUCAGAAAUCGAAAAAUGACACUGAAAAUGUUUUGUAGUUCGCUUUUUAUUCUGUGUUUUAUAUGUUUAAUAUUUAUGUGUUUGUUUGUUUUUUGCUUUGGUUUAAAAUGUUUGUACAUUAAAAACAUUUCUAGGUGCCCUUAAGGUAUUGCCUUGUACUGUGCUGUGCUCUGUAUUGUGUCACUAAUGUAUUAUUUUUUUAACAAUGCCAUUAAUAAUACAUUGCCAGACUGCCUCAUGCAA